GGGCGGCCGCGCUGCCUUCCUCCCUUCCUUUCUCCCUUCUCCCUCCCUCCUCUCCCCCCUAACCCCCGCUGCCUCCUUAUCAGCAAUUCAGAUUGCAUGCAAAUCUGCGCGCUUUCUUCCAGGGCCACGGCAGCGAGCGCCGAGCGCUUCUCGGCGGCUUCGGGGAGCCAGAUCUCCACCUCCUCCUCCUCCUCCUCCUCCUCCUCCUCCUCCUCCUCCUCCUCCUGGGAUUUUCCUCCUUCUCCCCUCCCCUGCUCUCCCCUCCCCUCGCUGCCUCCCUCCCUCCCUCCUCUCUUUCUUUCCUCCUUUUCACCUCCUGGAACAAAAGUGGCCCUUUCGGCUGCGCCAGCGCUGCCUGCGAGCGGGGCCGCUUUGUCUGCGGGGCACCGGCACCGGCACCGGCACCGGCUCCGGGCCGCCCCCGGCACCGGGCCCAUGGGCACCCCGCGGGCGGCCGCUGCCCGGCCGCUGCCGGCGCUGCUGGCCCUGGCAAUGGCACUGGGACUGGGAUUGGCGAGCUGCCCCGAGCGGGAGCUGGAGCGCAGGGAGGAGGAGGCCAACGUGGUGCUCACGGGCACGGUGGAGGAGAUCAUGAACGUGGACCCGGUGCACCACACCUACUCCUGCAAGGUGCGGGUCUGGCGCUACCUGAAGGGCAAAGACAUCGUGACCCACGAGAUCCUGCUGGACGGGGGCAACAAGGUGGUGAUCGGGGGCUUCGGGGACCCCCUGAUCUGCGACAACCAGGUGGCCACGGGCGACACGCGCAUCUUCUUCGUCAACCCCGCCCCGCAGGCGCUGUGGCCCGCGCACCGCAACGAGCUGAUGCUCAACUCCAGCCUGAUGCGCAUCACCCUGCGCAACCUGGAGGAGGUGGAGCACUGCGUGGAAGAACAUAGGAAGCUUCUCGCCGACAAACCCAACAGCUACUUCACGCAGACGCCGCCGCCGCCGCGGGAUGGCUGCCGGGGGAUGCUGUGUGGCUUCGGGGCCGUGUGUGAGCGCAGUCCCUCGGAGCCGGGCCAGGCCUCGUGCGUGUGCAGGAAGGGUCCCUGUGCCCCCGUGGUGGCCCCGGUGUGCGGCUCCGACCACUCCACCUACAGCAACGAGUGCGAGCUGGAGCGGGCCCAGUGCAACCAGCAGAGGAGGAUCAAGGUCAUCAGCAAGGGACCCUGCGGCUCCAAGGACCCCUGUGCAGAGGUGACCUGCAGCUUUGGCAGCACCUGUGUCCCCUCCCCGGACGGCCAGGCCGCCAAGUGCGUGUGUCCCUCGUCCUGCGGCGGCGUCCCCGAGAGCCCCGUGUGCGGCAGCGACGGCCGCGACUACCGCAGCCUGUGCCACCUCAACAAGCACGCCUGCGACAAGCAGGAGAACGUCUUCAAGAAGUUCGAUGGGCCCUGCGACCCGUGCCAGGGUGUCCCGAGCGACCCGAGCCGCGUGUGCCGGGUGAACCCUCGGACACGGCGGGCGGAGCUGCUGCCCCGGCCCGAGAGCUGCCCCCCGAGCGGGGACCCCGUGUGCGGCGACGACGGCGUCACCUACGGCAGCGAGUGCGCCAUGGCGCGCGCGGGGGCCCUGCGGGGGAUGGACAUCCAGAAGGUGCGCUCGGGGCAGUGCCAGCAGCAGGACAAGUGCAAGGACGAGUGCAAGUUCAACGCCGUGUGCCUGAACCGCCGCGGCGCCGCGCGCUGCUCCUGCGACCGCAUCACCUGCGACGGCGCCUUCCGACCCCUGUGCGGCCGUGACAGCCGCACCUACGGCAGCGACUGCGAGCGGCGCAGGGCAGAGUGCCUGCAGCAGGCCAGCAUCCCCACCAAACACAGCGGGCCCUGCGACCUGGGCGCGCCCAGCCCCUGCCUGAGCGUGGAGUGCGCCUUCGGGGCCACGUGCGUGGUGAAGAACCAGGAGGCCGUGUGCGAGUGCCAGCAGCAGUGCCAGGGCCGCUACGACCCCGUGUGCGGCAGUGACCAGCGCACCUAUGGCAACCCCUGCGAGCUGCGCGCCAUGGCCUGCGUGCUCCAGAGGGACAUCGGCAUCAAGCACAAGGGGCCCUGCGACCGCUGUGGCAAGUGCCAGUUUGGUGCCAUCUGUGAGGCAGAGACGGGGCGCUGCGUGUGCCCCACCGAGUGCGUGCCCUCGGCUCAGCCCGUCUGCGGCACCGACGGCAACACCUACAGCAGCGAGUGUGAGCUGCACGUCCGCGCCUGCACCCAGCAGAAAACCAUCCUGGUGGCUGCCCAGGGCCACUGCCAGUCGUGUGGCAGCUCUGUGUGCUCCUUCGGGAGCCGCUGCGUGGCCGGGCAGUGCCUGUGCCCGCGCUGCGAGCGCCAGCCCCCGGCCCCGGUGUGCGGCACCGACGGCGUCACCUACGGCAGCCCCUGCCAGCUGCAGGUGGCCUCGUGCCAGCUGCAGAGGAGCAUCGAGGUGGCCAGGAUGGGACCCUGCGAGGACGAGUGCGGCUCGGGGGGCUCUGGCUCGGGAGAUGGCAGUGAGUGCGAGCAGGAGCGGUGCCGGCAGUUCGGGGGCUGGUGGGACGAGGACGCCGAGGAUGAGCCCUGCGUGUGUGACUUCACCUGCCUGGCCGUGCCCCGCAGCCCGGUGUGUGGCUCUGAUGGUGUCACCUACGCCAGCGAGUGCGAGCUGAAGAAGACGCGGUGUGAGAAACGCCAGGAGCUCUUUGUCACCAGCCAGGGAGCCUGUAGGGCCCUGGCCACCACCCCGCCGCCCCUGCUGGUCACGCACUGCAGCCAGAGCGUCUACGGCUGCUGCCCGGACAACGUCACGCUGGCGCUGGGCGUGGGAGCGGCCGGAUGUCCCAGCUCGUGCCAGUGUAACCCCUACGGCUCCUACGGUGGCUCCUGUGACCCGGGCUCGGGCCAGUGCUCCUGCAAGCCCGGCGUGGGCGGCCUCAAGUGCGACCGCUGCGAGCCCGGCUUCUGGAACUUCCGCGGCAUCGUCACCGACGGCAGGAGCGGCUGCACGCCGUGCGGCUGUGACCCGGUGGGCUCGGUGCGCGAUGACUGCGAGCAGAUGUCGGGGCUGUGCUCCUGCCGGACGGGCGUCACGGGCAUGAAGUGCAACCAGUGCCCCCACGGCGGCCAACUGGGCACCGCCGCCUGCCAGGAAGACCCCACAGCCCCCAGGUCGUGCGAGGAGCUGAGCUGUGACUUCGGGGCCUCGUGCGUGGAGGUGAAUGGCUUCGCCCACUGCGAGUGCCCGUCCCCGCUGUGCUCCGAGGCCAACAUGACCAAGGUGUGUGGCUCCGACGGUGUCACCUAUGGGGACCAGUGCCAGCUGCAGACCAUCGCCUGCAGGCAGGGCCAGCACAUCACGGUCAAGCACCUGGGGCAGUGCCACGAGUCCGUCACCCCCGCGGGCCCCCCGGUGCCCCCCACGCCGCUGCCCACGCUGCCCCUGGACCGGCUCCUGCUGCCCGCGCCCCCUCGGGCCCCGGAGCCCACCGGGGCGGCCACCACUGUCCCCACCGAGGCGGCCACCACUGUUCCCACCGGGAUAGCCACCGCCCCAUCGCCGCGAGCCGAGCCCACGCAGAGAGGCCACCCCACCACGAGGCGUGUGACAACGGCCAGGCCGGCCACCACGGCCUGGGUCACCCACGGCGUGCACAAGGCCACCGUCCGCCCGCUGGUCACCGUGCCCGUGCUGGCGGCCACCGGCCGGCCGGGCUACGGCGAGUCCGGCAGCGCCGAGGGCAGCGGGGACCAGGAUGCGGGUGGCAGCGGGGACCAGGAGUCCAGCGGGGCCGGAUCUGCCGGUGAGGAGGAGCCGGACGAAGGCCAGGUGAUGCCCACGCCCGCCAUCGAGAGGGCCACGUGCUACAACACCCCCCUGGGCUGCUGCUCCGAUGGCAAAACCGCGGCUGCUGAUGCAGAGGGGAGCAACUGCCCAGCCACCAAAGUGUUCCAAGGAGUGCUGAUCCUGGAGGAGGUGGAGGGCCAGGAGCUGUUCUACACCCCAGAGAUGGCUGACCCCAAAUCCGAGCUCUUCGGGGAGACGGCGCGGAGCAUCGAGAGCGCGCUGGAUGAGCUUUUCCGUGCUUCUGAUGUCAGGAAGGAUUUCAAGAGCAUCCGAGUGCGGGACCUGGGCCAGAGCAGCGCUGUCAGGGUCAUCGUGGAGGCCCACUUUGACCCAGCCACGUCCUACACGGCCGCCGAUAUCCAGGGGGCUCUGCUGAAGCAGAUCCGAGCUUCCAAGAAAAAAACCAUCCUGGUGAAGAAGCCCCAGACGGAGCACAUCAAAUUCAUGGAUUUUGACUGGAUCCCGCGGCUCUUCACCACCACCGUCACCACCACCACGGCCACCACCAUGGCCCCGGCCACCACCCGCCGGCUCCCCGCGGCCACCGCGGCCCCGGGCCAGCCCCCGGAGCCCAUGGGCGGCACCAGGAGGCCGAGCCCCGGCGGGGGCCGCGGGAAGCCCACCCGGCAGCCCCCCGGCACCGGCAGAGCCCCCCGGCCCUGCGAGUCGCAGCCCUGCCUGCACGGCGGCACCUGCCAGGACGACGGGCAGGACUUCACCUGCAGCUGCCCCGCGGGGAGAGGAGGGGCUGUGUGUGACAAAUCUGUCGGGUACUUCAUCCCCAGCUUCGGGGGCAAAUCCUUCCUGGCCUUCAAGACGAUGAGGGCCUACCACACGGUGAGGAUUUCCAUGGAAUUCCGGGCCCUGGAGCCCAGUGGGCUGCUCCUCUACAAUGCCCAGAAACACGGCAAGGAUUUCAUCUCGCUGGCACUGGUGGGCGGCUUCGUGGAGCUCAGGUUUAACACCGGCUCCGGCACGGGCACGGUGACCAGCAAGGUGCGCGUGGAGCCGGGCCGCUGGCACCGGCUGGUGGUGACGCGGAACCGGCGCAGCGGAGCCCUGGCCGUGGAUGGGGAGCCCCACGUCAGCGGGCACAGCCCCCCGGGCACCGACGGCCUCAACCUGGACACCGACCUGUUCAUCGGGGGCGUGCCCGACGAGCACAUGGCCCUGGCGGCUGAGCGCACGGCGGCCUCGGCGGGGCUGCGGGGCUGCAUCCGCCAGCUGGGCAUCAACAACCGCCUGCACGAGCUGCGCCAGGGCGCCGGCGACGUCCUCUACGGCAGCGCCGUGGGCGAGUGCGGCACCGAGCCCUGCCAGCCCAACCCCUGCCAGCACGGCGGCACCUGCCACGCCAGGGAGGCCGACAUGUUCCACUGCCAGUGUCUCGAGGCCUACACGGCUUCUCCCCCUUGUCAUUUCUGCACCUCCACGGCCUCGGGCAGGCAGGGUUAUGCCAGGGGAGGCGGGGACAAGAUGUCCAUGGAAGUGGUGUUCCUGGCCAAGAACCCCAGCGGGAUGAUCUUCUACAACGGCCAGAAGAGCGAUGGCAAAGGGGACUUUGUGUCCCUGGCGCUGCACGAGUGGCACCUGGAGUACAGAUACGACCUGGGCAAAGGGCCAGCCCUGCUCAGGAGCAAGGAGCCAGUGCCCCUCAACACCUGGAUCAGCGUCCUGCUGGAGAGGAGCGGCCGCAAGGGCGUCCUGAGGGUCAACAACGGCGAGAGGGUGACGGGGGAGUCGCCGGUGCCCCACAUGGUGCUGAACCUGAAGGAGCCCUUCUACGUGGGGGGAGCCCCUGACUUCUCCAGGCUGGCUCGAGCGGCUGCCAUCUCCAGCGGCUUCCAGGGAGCUGUGCAGAGGAUCUCGCUGGAGGGGGUGCCCGUGCUGCAGGAGCAGAACAUCCGCAGUGCCAGGGAGAUCUCCCCGUUCCGGGGGCACCCCUGCACCCAGAGCCCCAACCCCUGCCAGCACGGGGGCACCUGCAGCCCCAGCAUGGGCACCUACGAGUGCUCCUGCCACAGGGGCUUCUCCGGAGCCCACUGCGAGAAAGUGAUCAUCGAGAAGGCGGCUGGGGAUGCCGAGGCCGUCGCCUUCGAUGGCCAGACGUUCCUGGAGUACCACAACGCCAUCACCAAGAGUCCCGAGGCGCUGGAUUUCCCCUGGGAGCCCAGCGAGAAGGCCCUGCAGUCCAACCACUUCGAGCUCAGCAUCAAAACCGAGGCCACGCAGGGGCUGCUCCUGUGGAGCGGGAAGGGGCUGGAAAAGUCGGAUUACAUCGCCCUGGCCAUCGUGGAUGGCUUUGUGCAGCUGAGCUACGACCUGGGCUCCAAAGCUGUCACCCUGCGCUCCACUGUGCCCGUCAACACCAACCAGUGGAUCCACAUCAAAGCCUCCAGGGUGCAGAGGGAAGGGUCCCUGCAGGUUGGGAACGAAGCUCCCAUCGCUGGCUCCUCUCCUCUCGGGGCCACCCAGCUGGACACGGACGGGGCGCUGUGGCUGGGGGGUCUGGACAAGCGCAGCGCGCGCCCGCGGCUGCCCAAGGCGUUCAGCACGGCCUUCGUGGGCUGCAUGCGCUCCGUGCUGCUGGACCGCCGGGAGCUGCACCUGCGCCAGGACGCGCUCAACGCGCCGCGGAUAUUGCACUGCUCGGCCCCCUAGAGCCGCCGCCGCCGCCGCCCGCCCGCCCGCCGCUGGAAUUAUUUUCUAUUUUUGUAAACUUAUUGCUUUUUAUAUUUUUGGGGGGGACGGGGAGGGCGGGAAACCCUUUUUUUGGUUUUUCCCGUGGGUUCUCCAGGCGGUGAGAGCC
Messenger RNA from Poecile atricapillus (Black-capped chickadee), 6628 nucleotides. It is a transcript of the gene AGRN, whose product is annotated as agrin. Gene Ontology annotation, molecular function: calcium ion binding; laminin binding. The record is from RefSeq and is a predicted model, not a curated record. NCBI's taxonomy places the organism in Eukaryota, Metazoa, Chordata, Aves, Passeriformes, Paridae. Gene Ontology annotation, biological process: multicellular organism development; G protein-coupled acetylcholine receptor signaling pathway; cell differentiation.